Messenger RNA from Rhopilema esculentum, 1203 nucleotides. Its product is annotated as thioredoxin-related transmembrane protein 2. Lineage: Eukaryota; Metazoa; Cnidaria; Scyphozoa; Rhizostomeae; Rhizostomatidae. Gene Ontology annotation, molecular function: protein-disulfide reductase activity. The record is from RefSeq and is a predicted model, not a curated record. Gene Ontology annotation, cellular component: cytoplasm.
GCUAGGAAAUUCGAUCUUUCUUGCUUCAGGGAGGAGUUGCAUUGCACAUGAUUCAAAGAAGUUAGUUUCUAGUUUAGUUACAUCAAGUAUGCUUUCGGCACUCCGUAUAACAUUCAGCCCAUAUUUUAUGCUUAAUUUGAUAGCAUGUUUAGCUUAUAUUGGCUCGAAGUAUAUUCCAUGGGUUUGCAGACAUGCUUAUGGAACUGGAGAGAAGUGUGCUCUUGACUGGCGUGAUCAAGAAAUUUUGAUGUUUCUUUGCUUCGUAAUUGUGAUCAAAAACAGAAGAUGGAAGCCAAGUCAAUGGACUGAGUACAUGGCAAAUGUCUUCAUGCUAGUCAAAGGUACCAAUAUACUAUUGUUCUUCAGGAAAAAUACCGCCUUGGGUAUUGUAUACAUCAUUAUUUGCCUGAUUCUUUUCUUACUUGUCCCGGAACCGAAGUACAAAGGGCCUGAAGAAGUCCGGUAUUUUAGAGGGCAAGCUUUGGAAGAAGAGAUAGCACAAAAUAAAGGGACAAUUUACCUGAUCGAAUUUUAUGCCUCGUGGUCGUCAGCGUGCAACCAUUUUACUCCAGUGUUUGCUGAAAUAUCCCUGAAUUACAACCAUGAAUAUCUAAAGUUUGGCAAGCUCGAUGUUGGCCGUUAUCCUAUUGUAGCAGAAAGAUACAACAUUGAUACAACAGUCAGAUCCAAGCAACUUCCAACACUGAUAUUGUUUGUUAAUGGAGAAGAAAAGUUAAGGAGGCCAGCUGCUGGAGAGAGUCAGAUCUCCUGGUAUUAUCGGUUUACUAAGGAGAACAUCAUUCAAGAUUUCUGCUUAAAUGAACAUUAUAGUGCUUCUAAAGAAAAAGCAAAGAGAAAGGGGAUUACUAGCGAGGAGAAGCCUAAAAAGGACUAACAAUUAUCAAUACAUAAAGUGUGUUCAUGUCUUAAUAUAAAAUGUUUUUCCUUUUUGAAUUUGUAGCAUGAAGCAAAGUAAAAUGCUAAGAAAUGCUGACUGCCUGAUGCUUAUACUGUAUUUACCUUGGGAUACAAGGCUGUAAUGCUGGAUAAAACCAGAUAUUUUAUGCUAGUGUUUAAACUUUUUAGUAAAUUUUUGGUUUAAAGUUAUUGCUGAUGUUUACCUUUGCUUAUAUUUAAAAUGCAUUUUCACAUAUAGUUGUAGUAUGUUAUACAAAUUUGCAUUAUAACUUUACCUGUGCUACA